Molecule: messenger RNA, 1224 nt
Organism: Striga asiatica
Lineage: Eukaryota; Viridiplantae; Streptophyta; Magnoliopsida; Lamiales; Orobanchaceae
Source: the annotation of a GenBank genome assembly
GUAGACGUGUAACAAAAAUGGAAUCUCAGAACUCUGAAAAUUAUUCAAUAUCCCAACCAACUCUAAACUUUUCCAGGCCAACACAAAUUGCAAACCAAUUCAACCCACUAAACUUUCAAAUGCAACCCCUUUAUCACUUUGAUCCAACAACAGGAACAUAUAUUUCUGUUAACCCACAACAUACACCUGGAUUCUCCUUUCAAAAUCUUUUAAACUCUCCAAUUGGUAAUACUAAAGCUGAAGCUGCGGCGAGGGAGCGAAAAAAAAAAAACUAAAAAUACGAAAAAUUCUAACAGCUCCCAAGCUGCACUUGCAAAAAGGGAUUGGACCAAAGAGGAAGAAAUUGCUUUAACAAAAGCAUGGUUAUAUAUUUCUGAGGAUGCUGAUAUGGGUACCAAUCAAAAGGGAGCAGCUAUGUGGGAUCGUAUUUUGGAGGUGUGGAGAGAGAGCAUGGGGGCCGAAUGCAAUUUUGCCAGAAAUAACAAUAGCCUACAACUCAAAUGGUCCAAAAUACAAGGUGCCGUAAGCAAAUUUCAUUCCCUGUAUGAGCGUCUAGAAAGACAUCCACAAAGUGGUACAAACUCGGAGGAUUUGAUAAUAAAUUCAAUGAGGGCGUACGAGGAUUUGCACGCCACUCCUUUCAAAUUUCUUGAUUGUUGGAAAAUUUUGAUUAAAAAUCCUAAGUGGUGCUCUAAAGAACUUACAAAGGCUGCAACAUCAACGAAACAAGGGGUUGAGCACAAGAUGAGCACAAUGACAGGUGAAGUUAUGGAAACCAAUGGGAAUGGUGAUGUCGAUAAGGAAGGAAAAAAUGCAAAGAAAAAAAAAAGAAAGCUAAAUGAGGAAAAGGGAGUCGUGGACGCUUUAAACAGGUUGCAAUGCACUUUAGAGAAACAAAUCAACGUCAAUCAAGCAAACUUGGAGAUUAAACGAGAAAAUGAAGAGAAGGAGUUGAAAUUGCGGGAGGAAGUAAUGAGAAAAGAGCUUGAACUUAAAGAGAAAGCUCAAAAAAUGAAGGAGGAAAUGUAUAGGACGAAGAUGAGGGAACAAAGGAGACAAGAGAAAGAUCGGAUUAUGAACCAAGAUCUUAGCAAGCUUUCACCAACUCGUCGAGCAUAUUACGAGCUUAGGAAGAUAGAGGUCUUGAAAGAGUUGGAGAAUGAAUUUCCUCACGGGUCUAAUAUGUUGGAAACUAGACUCUUUUGGCUUUCCAAUGGUAUAUGA